Messenger RNA from Entamoeba dispar SAW760, 1671 nucleotides. RefSeq lists its product as uncharacterized. The record is from RefSeq and is a predicted model, not a curated record. Bases 1 to 1671 code for a protein of 556 amino acids. Lineage: Eukaryota; Evosea; Mastigamoebida; Endamoebidae. The transcript has a single exon.
AUGAUAACAUCAAAAUAUUUUAAUGAUAUUAAAGAUUUUAUUAAUUUAGAAAUAGGAAUUAAAAGAUUUCAAGGAAAUAUGGAACGAUUUCAUUUUAAUCCAAUUUCUUUAAAUGAAUAUUCAAGAAGAUUAUUUCCUAAUAUUGAAACAUUUCAUAUUUAUAAUGAAGAAGAUGAAGAAUUUGAUGAUGGAAGAAUAUUUAAAGAAGUAAUAUGGUAUGCUAUUAGUUAUUCAAAAUAUUUAAAAGAGAAAGGAACAGGAAAUAUAUGUAAAAAUAUAGAAUAUAAACAAAAAGAUAGAAAUAAAUAUGGAAAUACAAUACCAUCAGAAGUUAAAUCACUUGGAAAAGAAUGCUUUUCUAGAUGUUCAUCAUUAACAUCAAUUAAUAUACCUUCAUCUGUUAGUAAAAUAGGAGAUGGUUGUUUUUAUGAAUGUUCAUCAUUAACAUCAAUUAAUAUACCUUCAUCUAUUAAUGAAAUAGGAAUUUGUUGUUUUUAUUUAUGUAAAUCAUUAAAAUCAAUUAAUAUACCUUCAUCUGUUAGUAAAAUAGGAAAUAAUUGUUUUUAUAAAUGUUAUUCAUUAACAUCAAUUAAUAUACCUUCAUCUAUUAAUGAAAUAGGAGAUGAUUGUUUUUAUUUAUGUUCAUCAUUAACAUCAAUUAAUAUACCUUCAUCUAUUACUUCAUUUGGAAAUAAUUGUUUUUCAGGAUGUUCAUCAUUAACAUCAAUUAAUAUACCUUCAUCUGUUAGUAAAAUAGGAGAUGGUUGUUUUUAUGGAUGUUCAUCAUUAAAAUCAAUUAAUAUACCUUCAUCUGUUAGUAAAAUAGGAAAUAAUUGUUUUUAUGGAUGUUAUUCAUUAACAUCAAUUAAUAUACCUUCAUCUAUUAAUGAAAUAGGAGAUGAUUGUUUUUAUAAAUGUUAUUCAUUAAAAUCAAUUAAUAUACCUUCAUCUAUUACUUCAUUUGGAAAUAAUUGUUUUUAUUUAUGUUCAUCAUUAAAAUCAAUUAAUAUACCUUCAUCUAUUAAUGAAAUAGGAGGUGAUUGUUUUUAUGGAUGUUCAUCAUUAACAUCAAUUAAUAUACCAACAGCAAUUAGUAAAAUAGGAAAUAAUUGUUUUUAUAAAUGUUAUUCAUUAACAUCAAUUAAUAUACCUUCAUCUGUUAGUAAAAUAGGAGAUGGUUGUUUUUAUGAAUGUUCAUCAUUAAAAUCAAUUAAUAUACCUUCAUCUAUUAAUGAAAUAGGAGAUGAUUGUUUUUAUAAAUGUUCAUCACUAAAAUCAAUUAAUAUACCUUCAUCUGUUAGUAAAAUAGGAAAUAAUUGUUUUUAUGGAUGUUAUUCAUUAACAUCAAUUAAUAUACCUUCAUCUGUUAGUAAAAUAGGAUAUUAUUGUUUUUAUAAAUGUUAUUCAUUAAAAUCAAUUAAUAUACCUUCAUCUAUUAAUGAAAUAGGAAAUAAUUGUUUUUCAGGAUGUUCAUCAUUAACAUCAAUUAAUAUACCUUCAUCUAUUAGUAAAAUAGGAAUUAAUUGUUUUUCAGGAUGUUCAUCAUUAACAUCAAUUAACAUACCUUCAUCAAUUAUAUCAUUUGGGAGAUCAUGUUUCUAUGGAUGUGGAUAUGUUGAAGAAUUAACACAAAAUAAAAGAAUUCCAAGAAAAUGUUUGAAUGAAGAUUAG